CGAAUCGAAACAAGUUUUAAGCAUAUUUAAACCAACUUAAUUCGUUGUUUCAUUUAUCUCUAAACAAGUUUAGUACGUGGCUGUGAUUAUGUUUUCGCAUUUAAACACCAUGGAAACGAAUUCAACUUUUAACUACUCCGAUGAAGAAAAACAAUCUGAAUUAGAAGAAUUGAUCUAUUUGAACACAGUAGCAAUAAUUCCCGUCGCUGUCUUCUGUUUAAGUUUAUCGGUGAUUGGAGUUGUCGGAAAUUCCACUAUCCUCUACGUCUAUACACGCAAGUUCAAAUCUCCAUUGGGAUUUUUCAUUCAGGUUUUGGCCUGCUACGACCUGUUGUCGAAUAUUGUUUUGAUUCCAGCUGACCUGCACAAUUUGUUUAACCAGUGGAACUUCUACAUACCCAUGCUGUGUAAGGCCCGUGUGUUUGUUUACUCAUUCUCUAUUAUUGGCUCCUCCACCAUGUUGCUUGCUAUAGCAGUCACUAGGUACAGAAAAGUGUGUCGCCCGUUCAGCGCACAAGUAACGGUAACCCAUGCUAAAAUUUCAAGUGUCGCCGUGAUGGUUUUCUCCCUUGUCUCCGCCUUUCCCUACGGCGUGUUAAACGGCAUCCAGACGAAGAAGACAAGACUGCCUGGUUACCAUAGUUACAGCUGCGGCAUGGACGACCGCUACCUGGGGACGAAGUGGGCCAAGCUUUACUCUGCGUACGCCUUGUUUCUUUACCUUAUCGUCAGUACUUCAAUGGUGACGUUGUACUGUCUUAUAGGGCUAAAAGCUGGCCGUAGGAGAAAACUAAAAUAUGCCGACACGCCUUUUGAGAUGUGUUGCAGUAGGGAAGGCCAUAGCUCUAAAGAUAAAGUGGAUUAUCUGGACUGUUUUCAAGCAACAAUCGGAGUAGAUGACAGCACACAUGAUUCAAAAACGAAAUUAAAUUUUAAUGAUAUUAAAAUUUUUACCAACCCUGUUUUUGAAGAAAGGAGGAAUAUCGGGUGUUCCGCAGUUGUCCAAAUUCAGACAUUGUCAAAAGCCGGAAAGUGUCGAAGUUUAGAAAACACUAGCGAGGCGUCUGAGAGUAUGCUGAGACUUAAUUUGUCGGACAAAUUUUACUUUCCUACUUUGUCCUAUUAUAGGCGAUGUCACAGUGCGUGUAAUUUAAAUUAUCACACAGCGUCAAUGUUAAAACAAAAUUUAUAUUUGGGAAAAAAAGCUUCGAUAAUCGAAAACCUGCAAGAAAAGACCCAGGAAUUGUAUCUAGAACAUGGUACUGUGAAUAUGUCUCACAGUUCUGACAAUUUUGUAGAAUCAAACAACCGAAUAGCUAGCAACGAUGGUAAAAUUAAUGUCUUUAAGAUGGCAAACUUCAACAAAUCUACACAAUCGAUGACAACUAAUUUCUUUCCAAGCAAUGACGGUGUCUCUUUUUCAAAAUCCGCUGAUCCAAUACCUAGACAAAACAGAACAACCAAGAUGCUUCUCUCCAUCACCCUGGUCUACAUCUUCACAUACCUCUGUUUCCUCUUUCUUGAAGUCGUGCGCGAGGUCACUUCCGUUUCCGUCGUGACCUUUGGCGUGCCUGGGUUCUGCUUGUAUAAUUUAUUCUACCGCGUGUUUCUCGUCAAUACGGCUGUCAAUCCCUUCAUCUACAACUUUUAUAACGCCAAGUUUAGAACGGAGUGCCGGAAGCUGUUUACCGGCUGCCGGUUAGGUCGGAAGUUAUGA
Messenger RNA from Physella acuta, 1717 nucleotides. RefSeq lists its product as uncharacterized. Gene Ontology annotation, molecular function: G protein-coupled receptor activity. Gene Ontology annotation, cellular component: membrane. The record is from RefSeq and is a predicted model, not a curated record. Lineage: Eukaryota; Metazoa; Mollusca; Gastropoda; Physidae. Gene Ontology annotation, biological process: G protein-coupled receptor signaling pathway.